AUGGGACUUUAUAAACAGUACUUCAGGCUAACUCGAUAUGCGAAAAAUCAAUUCAUUGGCGUUAGUCCGCAAAAAAAUGGACAAGAUGGAGUUCCACUUCAAAUGCUCGUCUCACAAAACUUUAGUCACAGUCGGUUGGCUGUCAUCUUAAUAGGAAUAUUUACAUUAGCAGUAGGAAUAAUUUUAUCUUCAAUACCAUGGUUAGACUAUAUAAUUUUAAAGAAUUUACGAUUAAGAGAUGGAUCACUGAGUUUUCAAUAUUGGCAAAAACCCGGUGUGAUAAGACUAACCAAAGUGUACAUAUUUAACGUUACUAAUCCAGACAGUUUUCUUACAUAUGGAGAGAAACCAAAACUUCAAGAAGUCGGCCCUUUCGUCUAUAGAGAAGACAUGGAGAAGGUCAACAUACAAUUCCACGACAACGGCACUGUAUCGUUUCAGCACAAAAAAAUUCUACAAUUUGUUCCUGAACUUUCUGUGAACAAGCAUCAGAAAAUCAUAGUACCUAAUAUUCCUUUAUUGACGUUAUCUACACAGUCAAACAACAUGGGUUAUUUCGUCCAAAAAGCCAUAUCAGUAAUGUUAAGUAUGGGUACCUUUCAACCUUUCGUUAGUAUAACUGCUGAUGAACUAGUCUUUGGUUAUGAAGAUAAGUUGGUUGCGCUGGCGCAUCAAUUCUAUCCGAAAUAUAAGAGGCCUGGCGAAAAAAUGGGAUUGCUUAUCAAUCGAAAUGGAACUCUACCCGAAGUCCACAAUAUAUACACAGGAUCGACAGGAAUGCACGAAUUCGGCUACAUAAAUCACUUGAACGGUAAAGAUACACUGCCAUUUUGGAAAGAUGCUCCUUGCAACGAUCUCAGGUCUAGUGAAGGUUCCUUUUUCCCGCCGCGGUAUUUUACCAAGUCCGAUAUGGUGUAUCUAUAUGAUAAGGAUAUUUGUAGGAUCUUGCCAAUGAAGUAUCGAGGACCUGUUUCAAAACAUGGAAUUUCUGCUGAUUUAUACACACCGCCAGAAAAUAUUUUUGAAUCAGUUGAUAAAGAGCCUGAAAACAAAUGUUACUGUCCCGGUAAUGAAUAUUGUCCACCUAAGGGUUUACAAAAUAUAAGCCCUUGUCAGUUUGAUGCGCCUGUAUAUUUGUCUUUUCCACAUUUUUUGAACGCUGAUCCAAGCUUGGCAAAACCGUUCGAAGGUCUAAGCGCAGACAGAGAAAAGCAUGAAUCUUACUUUAAAAUUCAACCAAAACUGGGAGUACCUAUAGAAGGGCAAAUUAGAAUACAGCUUAACCUAAAAGUAGACCAAGCUCCCUACAUUACCAUGGUCAAAGAUUUUCCAAGUAUAAUUUUUCCAAUAAUGUGGAUUGAAGAAGGUAUCGAUGAUUUGACACCAGCCAUAAGAAGAUGGGUAUACCUGGCUACGACAUUUGCUGACGUCGCCUGCCCGUUAAUGACAUACGGGUGCAUAUUUUUAGGAACAUGUGUUAUUUUAGGGGUAUUCGUUAAUGCUUACAAGUCAUUAGUAUUUACGAAAGAAACAAUUGAAAUAGGCAUGAAAAAAUUGCACCGGCGCGGUAGCGCGUACAUCUACAGUUCGUCAAACAGAUUCAUAAACCGAAGAGAUACAUACACUUUACUAAAACUGAACGACGAGAGUCCCGAAGGGAUCGAUGGAGAAGUCUGA
This is a messenger RNA of Psylliodes chrysocephalus, 1677 nucleotides long. NCBI's taxonomy places the organism in Eukaryota, Metazoa, Arthropoda, Insecta, Coleoptera, Chrysomelidae. The record is from the annotation of a GenBank genome assembly.